AUGCGCUCAAUUCUCGCCGCAAUCACACUUCUGCUCGCCGUCCGAAUCGGCGCCAGUCUCACAUCCGGAGCGCACGCCGGCUUUCACGUACAAUUUCCAUGGAUGACUCGCGGUCCAAACCCAAAGAUCCGACCUGGGUUAGAUCAAUAUAACCCAUUCUGCGGCGAAAUUGUGCACAACCCUCAACGGUACUCCCGCCGCUCCCGCAGUUUCCUCUCGUUUUCUGGCCAUCCCGGCGACCUUGUGACGGCACUUUAUACCCGGCAUAGAGUGCCGAGGAAGAGAAGUGACUUCCCCUACAUUAUUCUACAGAAUGUGCCCAUCCAGCCUUCGGGUCAGCUGUGCGUGAACGUCACAAUACCAUUUCGGACCAAGGCCGACGAGAUCGGGGUCAUGUACUUUGAGGCCAGGGAUCCCGAGACGGGUAACGUGCAACACUAUUGCUCCGACGUCAAGAUGGCUGAUGAAGAGGCCCUUCCGGAGGAGCAUCCAGCUAUGUGUGCGGCUAACAACGAAACACUCAUCCCGAUGCCGGACGAGUACCUGUAG
Messenger RNA from Beauveria bassiana ARSEF 2860, 549 nucleotides. RefSeq lists its product as uncharacterized. Lineage: Eukaryota; Fungi; Ascomycota; Sordariomycetes; Hypocreales; Cordycipitaceae. Bases 1 to 549 code for a protein of 182 amino acids. The record is from RefSeq and is a predicted model, not a curated record. The transcript is spliced from 3 exons.